GACAGAGCGCGCCAGGACCGAAAGAGCCUAGCCCUGCCUCCGAGCUGAACUCCCUGAAGAGAGCGCCUCAGACAUCCUCGCGCCUUUUAUUAUCCAGCGCUCCCCACAAGUGCGCCAUUCUUUUUGAAUUCCAUCUCCUUGCAUCGACACACCACCCACCGCUCUAUUGUACGCCAUCGCCCCGAGUGCAGCCCCGACCCGCUGCCCACCAUGGCCUACAACAACCAGGCCUACGGCGAGCCACACACCGGCUACGACCGCAGGGACGAGGACGAAGUCGCCCGCUCGCUGCUCCACGAGAACCCCACGGGCGCCCACCCAGACCCCUUCUACGGCCAUCCCGCCGAACAGCGCCCACACUCCACAUACAGCCUGUCAGAGACAUAUGCCACCGACAGGCCAACGCAGUACCCGGGACAGGCCCACGAGGGCUCCGACGUCUACUCGGCCACCGGCGGCUACGACCCGGCCUCGGACUUUGGCGCACCACAGCGGGCUCCCUCGCCCUAUGCGAGGAGCGAGACCAGCUCCACCGCCGCAUGGAGGGAGCGACAGCAGCCCGGCGGUGCCGUUGCAGCAGCCGGCGGCCUCAAGCGCGGCAUGACCCGUAAGGUCAAGCUUGUGCAGGGCUCCGUCCUCAGUGCCGACUACCCCGUGCCCAGUGCCAUCCAAAAUGCCAUCCAGGCCAAGUACCGCAAUGACCUCGAGAGCGGCAGCGAGGAGUUCACCCACAUGCGAUACACGGCCGCGACGUGCGACCCCAACGACUUCACGCUAAAGAAUGGCUACAACCUGCGUCCGGCCAUGUACAACCGCCACACCGAGCUGCUCAUUGCCAUCACCUACUACAAUGAAGACAAGGUCCUGACUGCGCGUACCCUCCACGGUGUCAUGCAGAACAUCCGCGACAUUGUGAACCUCAAGAAGUCCGAGUUUUGGAACAAGGGUGGUCCGGCUUGGCAGAAGAUCGUCGUGUGCCUUGUUUUCGACGGUAUCGACCCCUGCGACAAGGGCACGCUCGACCUGCUCGCCACCGUCGGCAUCUACCAGGAUGGUGUCAUGAAGAAGGACAUUGACGGCAAGGAGACGGUUGCUCACAUCUUCGAGUACACCACACAGCUGUCCGUCACUCCCAACCAGCAGCUCAUCCGCCCGCACGAUGACAGCGCCAGCACCCUUCCCCCCGUGCAGAUGAUGUUCUGCCUGAAGCAGAAGAACAGCAAGAAGAUCAACUCCCACAGAUGGCUCUUCACUGCCAUUGGCCGCAUCCUGAACCCCGAAGUCUGCAUUCUGCUCGAUGCCGGUACCAAGCCUGGCCCCAAGUCGCUGCUCGCGCUCUGGGAGGGUUUCUACAACGACAAGGACCUCGGAGGUGCCUGUGGUGAAAUCCACGCCAUGUUAGGAAAGGGCUGGAAGAACCUCCUCAACCCCCUCGUCGCCGCACAGAACUUCGAGUACAAGAUCAGUAACAUUCUCGACAAGCCGCUGGAAUCGUCCUUUGGUUACGUCUCUGUGUUGCCCGGUGCUUUCUCCGCCUACCGCUACCGCGCCAUCAUGGGCCGACCUCUCGAGCAGUACUUCCACGGUGACCACACCCUCGCCAAGAUCCUCGGAAAGAAGGGUAUUGAGGGCAUGAAUAUUUUCAAGAAGAACAUGUUCUUGGCCGAAGAUCGUAUUCUCUGUUUCGAGUUGGUCGCCAAGGCCGGCUCCAAGUGGCAUCUUACAUACAUCAAGGCUUCAAAGGGUGAAACCGAUGUGCCUGAAGGUGCUGCAGAGUUCAUCGGUCAGCGUCGUCGUCUGGUUGAACGGUUCCUUCGCUGCCGGUAUCUACUCCCUGCUCCAUUUCGGCCGCAUGUACAAGAGUGGCCACAACCUCGUUCGCAUGUUCUUCUUCCACAUUCAGCUGAUCUACAACAUGUGUCAAACGGUCCUCGCAAUGAAAAAUUUGCCGAAUCUUUCUUCAAAUCUGAUGGUGUGGGUAUCAUCAUUAUUGCGCUUGCUGCGACUUUCGGUCUCUACUACGUUGCCUCGUUCCUCUACAUGGACCCAUGGCACAUGUUCACCUCGUUCCCUCAGUACCUUUUGAUCAUGUCCUCGUAUGUCAACAUUCUCAACGUGUACUCGUUCUCCAACUGGCACGAUGUUUCUUGGGGUACAAAGGGUUCCGACAAGGCCGAUGCGCUUCCGUCAGCGAUUACCGAAAAGGGCAAAGACGGUAAACACACGGUUAUUGAGGAGCCAGAUUUACCACAGGCCGAUAUUGACAGCCAGUUCGAGGCUACCGUCAAGCGCGCUCUCGCCCCCUACGUCCCACCUGUCGAGGGCGACGAGAAGACACUCGAGGAUUCGUACAAGUCUUUCCGUACUCAUUUGUGUACUGCCUGGAUUGGUUCUAACGCUACCCUCGCCGUUGUCAUUACACAAGACAAGUUUGACCGCUUCGGUUUCUCGUCAAACGCCUCAAGCCGAACCAUGCACUUCUUCCAGGCCCUCCUGUGGGCCACCGCGGCUCUCGCUCUCGUCCGUUUCAUCGGAUGUUUGUGGUUCCUCGGCCGCACCGGUCUCUUCUUCUGCGUGCGCAAGCGCUAAAUCAGCGUCUUCCCCUAAUGAAUGUUUUGGGCGUUAUUCCGGAUCAUCCAGCAGGCUGGCGCUGCUUGCUUUGCUCGAGAACAAAAAAACCCUACACACAUACACUAAAGCCCCAAUGGCCAUGUGCAACGAGUUAUCUGUAUUACACCCCUCUGUUUGCAUCGGUAACUGAUACCGCGGAUUACAAUCUUUAAUGAUGGAUCUCGCUUGAUGACUUGACUUGGAAUUGGAUACACUAUUGGUGUAAUCUUCGUUGCGAGAUAGCGGGCUUGCGGUUUGGGUUUUUACAUUUAGAAUGAAUACUAUCAUAUUUUACAAA
This is a messenger RNA of Parastagonospora nodorum SN15, 2908 nucleotides long. RefSeq lists its product as hypothetical. The coding region runs from base 211 to 2589 and encodes 792 amino acids. Gene Ontology annotation, cellular component: cell periphery; cell septum. The record is from RefSeq and is a predicted model, not a curated record. Gene Ontology annotation, molecular function: chitin synthase activity. The transcript is spliced from 5 exons. Lineage: Eukaryota; Fungi; Ascomycota; Dothideomycetes; Pleosporales; Phaeosphaeriaceae.